This is a messenger RNA of Ectocarpus sp. CCAP 1310/34, 3479 nucleotides long. Lineage: Eukaryota; Phaeophyceae; Ectocarpales; Ectocarpaceae. The record is from the annotation of a GenBank genome assembly.
GCCAGACAUCGCAGUUCUCGUCGAACUGACAAGAGCAACCAAUGGCCAAGGAACAGAACGAAGAGGAGAACGGGGGCUUCCUGAAGAGCGAGCCUUACAAGUGGCCGUUCGACGGCAGCUUCGGCGCGGACAAUACCGCGGUCCUCGUCAUCGACAUGCAGGUCGACUUCUGCUCUCCCGGCGGAUACGUCGACAAGAUGGGGUACGACAUCUCGCUCACUCGGGGCCCGAUAGAGCCCCUCCAGCGGGUGUUCGAGGCUGCCCGGAAGAAUGGGUUUUCCCUGAUACACACGAGAGAGGGGCACCGGCCCGAUCUCGCCGACUGCCCGGCCAACAAGAGGUGGAGAAGCCGGCAGAUCGGGGCCGGUAUCGGGGACAGUGGCCCGCGCGGCAGGAUCCUGGUGAGGGGCGAGCCUGGGUGGGAAAUCAUUCCGGAGCUAGCUCCAGCGGCGGGGGAACUGGUGAUCGACAAGCCCGGAAAGGGUGCUUUCGUUGCCACAGACCUUGACAUGGUUCUUCGGACGAGAGGCGUGCGGAACCUCGUCCUGACCGGAGUUACCACCGACGUUUGUGUGCACACCACGAUGCGGAACGCCAAUGACAUGGGCUACGAGUGCGUUCUCCUUGAGGCGCGUGAUUGCUGCGCUGCAACCGAUCCCCUCAACCACGCUGCAGCGAUUUCGAUGAUCAAGAAACAGGGCGGCGUGUUCGGCGCGGUGUCGACUUCGGCGGCCCUUGUCGCGGCCAUGGAUGCCAGCAGCGAAGCGAAGUAAAGCGUGCAAUAGGCGUUGCCUAUUUGUGAAAAGCACACACACACACGGCGGGUCGUCUCACUCCGGUACAUGCGAAUACUUGUACUCGCCAAAAACACGCUCCAAGUCUUGCGCGGUGACCUGGCCUUGCCGCGGUGACCCGGCCUUGUUGUAUAUUAAUAUUUCCGUCGGUCGUCGAAGCAACUAUGAGCUUAUUUUUUGUUGCGCUUUUUGACAUGUUCCACCUGGUUCCCGUUUAGGAGCCUUGUGUAGACAGGUUCGGGAAGUUAGAAAGCAGUAGGCUGUUCGACAGACGCUGAGGAUGGUACAGUCGGUCUGAUCGUUGUCCACUCGGCGCGAGAAGCCAGCAUAUUUAUUGUAGUUUUUGCCUCUUGGCGGAUGUCUCUUGUGGAAAGCGCGGGCUGAAGUAGCACGGGCGUCACGCUGGCGCGGAGAUGUUCCGUGGCGCGAACGACCAAACCGCCCUUGGAAAUGAUCAAUUGAUCCCUGCCUCUGUGUACUGUAGUCUCGAUAUUGUGCUGUAGCGCUUCUGAUGAUUGCUGAUACUUCUUUGGCUACAACUCCUGGUUCCUAUUGCUGAGCUAUCAGUCCCUCGGGUGCUGGGUUUUGGAUCCAAAAGUGCCGGAUUCUCCACGGCGACGUUUCAUGUACAGGUUGUUGCCAAGCAUCAUGUUGAGCUUAAGUGAUUGAUGUGAUUGGAUCUGGGAGUUUCUCGUGUAGGUUGCGUCUUGAAAGGAACAGAUUCCAAACGAACGCUCGCCUUUUUUUGUAGCUGUGAACCACGACGACGAUUCAAGAGUGAAAAAAGGAUUCUGUAUCCUGAAUGCGCGCACAAUUUGGUUAAUCAAUUUUCUCGGUAUAAUGCCAAACAAGGAAUGCAUGCCGUAUCACGAAAAUGCAAACGCCUUUCUACGACUGCUGUGUGUGUGUGUGUGUGUGUGUGUGUUUAUUAGCAUCGACCGCGCUAACCGGCUGACCAAUGAAAAGACGUCAGUCUCAGUGCGGUUGGAAACACAAAACCCUUUUAUCUGCCAUGGACUGGUACCCCGUGAGGGGGCAGCAUGGUGGAGGCUAAACUAUCCUUCGGAUCAAAGACAGAAACAGCAGCAACAGAAGAAAACUGCACGUGUCUACCAAGGCUACUACCUUGUACUCGAGUUCGUGUUGGAGUACUUUCACCAUUAUCCUCCUUGCGUUCGCUACCAUCAUUCUGAUCCUCAUUUUGACAAGAAUCUCUGGGCAGUUCUUCCCUAGUCCUACGUUCAUUCUUUUGAGGAAGGUCAUCUGGCUCAAACCCUUUGCUCUCUUCCACUCCUCCAUGUUUUCCACCUCCAUCGUCGUCUUCGUCCGCCUUUCUUCCCUUUUUCUUUCCUUCGUCUCCGUCACUCCCAAAAGNCAUUCUUUUGAGGAAGGUCAUCUGGCUCAAACCCUUUGCUCUCUUCCACUCCUCCAUGUUUUUCUGCUCCAUCGUCGUCAUCCUCCUUUCUCCCCUUUCCCUUUCCUUCGUCUUCGUCACUCCCAAAAGAAUUACCCUCAUUACUAUCGUUGUCGCAGAGAUCCCAACCGAUUGGCCAUGGUGGAAGUUGGUCGAUCAGUAGCCCAUGACGUUUAAACACAUCGCGAGUUCGCAUGGACAGAAAACGAGCUAGCUCGAAGGGCUUCCAUCUUCACUGGGUUUUCCCGCCUUCCCUGCUUCCAACAGGUGGCUUGUUGUUCAACUCUUUCAUGAUAUCGAGGAGUCCUACACAGAAGCCGAACCCUCCCAGAUUACAGCCUUGUUGAACUCCGCGCUGUGAAAGAACAACCUCGAUCGAACCAUCUUCCAUAUUAAACAGAAGUUUCGCCUUGGUUCGAGCAUAGAUGUUCCCGAAGUAUUUCACCGAGUGUGGUGUAUGAGUGGCCACUGCUGCGCUGAAAGGUUGGCGCUGGUAUGGAGGUUCCAAAAGAAAUCCGGAAGCUCGUCUCCGUAGUAGAAGACUUUAAAGCUGAAGUCCGCCAAGGUUUCAGUAAAAAAAUCACUCAUCCCACCAGCUUGGAGAUACGAAAAACGAAGACCAUCAGGCCCCGGAGCACUCUGAGGGUUGGCUUUCUUUACCGUCUGCUUGAUGAACUUGAUUUCGAAUGGUUCAUCAGCUUCGGCGACGGAGUCGAUCUUGUGCGUUUUUAUGCGAUCUCCCGCAGCUUUGAUGCUGGAAUCCCACGCAGUAGCAAUAUCGUCAGGAUCUUCGUUAGGGUGUAGGUUGCGAAGAUGCUCCAGCGUGUCGUUGUUGCGCGGUGAAGGUGCUGGGGAAAUUAAGGCACUGGCAGCUUUAGUGAUGCCUCCGCUUUCGUGCGCAAGUCUUGUGGCUCUUCUUUGGCGAUUUUGUCUUCAGUAUCUGCAUAAUACUGAGGUCGACGAUUCUUGUCGACGAUUCUUGUACAUCAUGAGCCAGGCGAUAGGUUCACUCAGAUCACCAUUUGCAAAGCAGUUGAAUGGGGAUACUCUGUUCAUCCUCCCAUCAAUCGAUCCAUGCAAUGCCGGGGUAACAUGAAGCAACUUUGUUGCUCGGACAAGUUGGAGUUGUAUUUCAACACGUGCUGAUGCUUCAUAUCUUUCCGCUGCAAGAGGAGACAGAUCUGAGGUAUCUGACUUCUGCUGAUCCAUGUGCACAGCUAGCUCCAAAUGCUUGCGCGAAGCGGAUGACGACAUGUUGGAAGUAUUUGCAA